This is a messenger RNA of Beauveria bassiana ARSEF 2860, 789 nucleotides long. RefSeq names its product rasp f 7 allergen. The coding region runs from base 1 to 789 and encodes 262 amino acids. The record is from RefSeq and is a predicted model, not a curated record. The transcript has a single exon. NCBI's taxonomy places the organism in Eukaryota, Fungi, Ascomycota, Sordariomycetes, Hypocreales, Cordycipitaceae.
AUGAAGUUCGUUGCUUUCGCUCUCUUCGCUGCCGCCGCAGCCAAGCCUCUCAACCGUCGUGGCACCGUUACUGUCACCGAGGUCGAAUGGGUCACCAAAAUCGAAACUGUCACUGAAAUCAUCGACGUCAGCACCACCACUUUUAUCACUCCUGGCCAGUCCGUCCCUACUGCCGACGCUACCCCGAUUGUCCCUGCGCCUUCUGACGGCCAGUUCUUUGAGACUGCUUCGAUUUCCCAGAAGCAGCCCGAGCAGACCUCUGUCGCUGCUCCUGCCCCCCCUCCCCCCCCUCCUCCUCCUUCUUCCACUGCUCCCCCUCCUCCCCCUCCUCAGCCUACCGCCGAGCCUGCUGCUCCUGCUCCUCCUCCUCCCUCUCGACCCGAGCCUGCCGAAUUCGGUGCGGCUCCUCAGUCUUCUUCCACCAGCGAGGCGCCUGCCCCAAGCAGCACCAGUGGCGGCGGCGGCGGCGGCGGCUCCGGCGAGCACAGUGGUGAGAUCACUUACUACGCCGUCGGUCCAGGUGCUUGCGGACCAGACGACACCGGCAAGGAUAAUACAGACAACAUUGUCGCCCUCUCCAGCAAACUCAUGGGUCCUCUCUCUAACAAUAACCCCAUGUGCAACAAGAAAAUCAACAUCUUCGCAAAUGGCAAGUCCAUCGACGCCACGGUGCGCGACAAGUGCCCUAGCUGCGCAGAGGGUAGCAUUGAUGUCAGCGAAAAAGUCUACAAGUUUCUCUUUGGCUCGCUUGACUCAGGUCGCGAGAAAAUGACCUGGUCUUUUGCCUAA